Messenger RNA from Leguminivora glycinivorella, 891 nucleotides. Its product is annotated as ubiquitin domain-containing protein 2. The transcript is spliced from 5 exons. The coding region runs from base 50 to 760 and encodes 236 amino acids. Gene Ontology annotation, molecular function: protein binding. The record is from RefSeq and is a predicted model, not a curated record. NCBI's taxonomy places the organism in Eukaryota, Metazoa, Arthropoda, Insecta, Lepidoptera, Tortricidae.
AUUUUUUUGUAAAUAUUUGUUAAAUGGGCAAUUGUAGAAUGUGAUCAUAAUGGGCGGCUGCAUCGGAAUAACUAGGAGCAGAAGCGGGCCCGUGGGCGAGGAGUCUUCGGGGACGGUGUCUCGGCCUAAUUCCGGUGGUCUGCGGAAGAACCAGUCGCUGUGCCAUGAGACGAUCAGGUGGAAGUCGGACGUGCCGCUUACUGAGGGCCAGCUGCGGAGUAAGCGGGAUGAGUUUUGGGACACAGCGCCAGCUUUUGAGGGUCGGAAGGAGAUCUGGGACGCGCUGCGGGCAGCGGCCGUGGCGGCGGAGGCCAUGGACUUCCAGCUGGCGCAGGCGAUCCUGGACGGCGCUAGUGUGUCCGUCCCUAAUGGCUACCUCACAGAGUGCUAUGAUGAGUGGGGGACUAGGUAUCAGGUACCCAUCUACUGCCUGUCGCCCCCCAUAAACAUGGUGAAGGAGGCGAGUGGACGCGACUCGCCCGCAGAAUGGUCUGAGCCCGUGGAGGGCGGCGCGGAGGUGGCGCUCCGCCUUCGACUGUCGCACACAUGUCGUGACGUGACUCUCGCAGCCACCGCCAGGCACAGUAUAGCGCAGUGCAAGAACAAACUACAUGCUCAAGAAGACAUAGAACCGUGGCGGCAGCGCUGGUUCUACGGCGGGAAGCUGCUCGGCGACCGCCUUCUCAUCGAGGAAGCGAAGAUCACGCCCGGAUACAUCGUCCAGGUCAUCGUCAGCACCGAGCCUCAGCCGCCGAGCUAGGUCCACACAGACGGCUAGCGGGCUACGCCAGUUGAAUAAACUUUAUCGCAUCGGUACGUCCCUAGGGUUGCAAAUAGAAAAAAAAAUUUUUUUUUCAAAUUGUAAAAAAAAAACAUGAAAAAAACCUGUGU